UGAACAGUACAUGGGGGUAUCUCAAGUAUUAAAAAAAUAUAUAUAUAGUAGUAGAACUUUGUCCGACAAACAUCUUCUGCAAUUCAAACACUAUAUUUUCGUUUUAGUUUCUAAAUAUUCUUCCUCUUCCUGUUUGAUUCCCACUCACAACAUCGAAUGAGCAAACAAAAUAGUGUGGUACUAUCGGAGGGGAGUGAGAGGGGGCCUAAUACUAAGAAAUUAAACCGCUAUUUCACCUAUUUAACCGGGUUCACUCGCGGAUGCGAGCCUACCAUGUUAUUAUAGGUAGUAUGUGAUUUCAUUUUUCGAGCGCACGCGUGAUUUCCGACAAAACCGAUUUUUACAGAAUAUGCGAUGUAUACCUUAUGUAAUACGGUACGUAAUUUUUUAUUUUUGAGAUAAACAAAUAAAUCCCCUUUGCCGAUCAUCGCCACCAUUGCUGACCGCACUGCAAGUUCGAAGCCGUUCUCGUCGUCGUUUUUUGCGCCUCCGUCACACGCAUCAGCCAAAGAACUUUAUAUUAUUACCAUCUACAAACGCAUAACAAUAUAUAAAAUUAUACAGAGAAAAGUCUCUUCUUCGUCGUCGUCGAGUCAUUUUCGUCUGUACGCCGUCUCCUCCUCCGAGGAAUUCGUUUUACGUUCCCACGACAGUCGACGUCUUCUGAGUGUUUCAGGUCUAACUAUAAUUUAUUUUCGUUUUACUUUUCCGUAUCCACAUUUGCAUCGCUUACGAUUGUUAUACCUUCGUGUUCAACCGGUCGAGAUUUCUCCGUCACGUCGCUUGCAAGCCCGUCGUCGCCUGCGGGGAGGUGACUUCGGGGGUGAGAGCGAGUAACCGCCGCAACCACAGGAGGGCGUGUGAACGCGCAUGCGCCCGUGAAUGCUCACCACCGUCGUCCACACACCACCACCGGCCAACGGGUUGCAAACGCAGAAUGGCUAUCAUGGAUAUCGCGACCUGGGAAGUGGACGGCGUCGGCAUCGUCGUCGUCGCGUUAUCGGCGCUUCUGUUUGUCUUGCUUUUCGUGCUGGCGGCCGUGUUGAGGUGUCGUCGGUCGACUACUGGACUAGUCGGUCCGACCGUGUAUCCGAUCAUCGGGUCGCUGCACGCCAUGGACGGUCACCGGGACAACCCUUUCCGACGGUUCACCGAGCUGGCCAGCCUGUACGGGCCCGUUUACGCUAUGACCAUGGGAUCGAUACCGUGUGUGAUUGUCAACGAUUAUCCGUCUAUCAAGGAAGUGCUCAUCACCAAUGUCAAGUUCGGUGGCCGGCCAAACUUUUCCCGUUACAACGUGCUGUUCGCUGGCGAUCGAAACAACUCGUUGGCGCUGUGUGAUUGGUCAUGGCUACAAGAGACUAGACGUAAAAUUGCACGAAUGUACUGUUCACCUAAAGUAUGCUCAUCUAACUAUGAACUGCUAGAUUCUAUAGCGUCUGAUGAGUUGGAAGUGUUCUUAGGAUCGUUAGCUGCUGUUACCGUCCCCAAUUCCGAGUGUGAGGUGCAGGUAAAACAGCCUUUGCUGAUGGCCUGCGCAAACAUGUUCACACGGUUCAUGUGCUCGACACAGUUUGAUUACGGUGACCAUGAGUUCAAAACCAUGGUCCGAACGUUUGACGAGAUAUUUUGGGAUAUCAAUCAGGGUUACGCGAUGGACUUUUUACCGUGGCUAAGACUUUUUUACGUAGGCCACAUGCGAAAGCUUUCUAUGUGGUCGACGUGCAUUAGACGUUUUAUGAUGAAUAAAAUCGUAUCAAAGAGGAGUAGCUACGCAAAGGCUAUGUCAACUGAAAUGGAUAACGGCUACAAAAGUCGUGAUGACGACGAGGAAGAACCAUCAGAUUUUACGGAUGCUCUGCUCAUAAACUUGCGCAAGGAGCCCAGGCUCAAAAUGCAUCACAUAUUGUUUGAGCUGGAAGACUUCAUCGGUGGUCAUUCGGCAGUCGGCAACAUGGUCAUGCUCGCCCUGUCCAUGGUUGCUACAAGACCACACGUGGCCCAGGCAAUUCGGGAUGAGGCCGAACAAGUCACUGGUGGUCAACGUUUGGUACGUCUCUAUGACAAGUCAGACAUGCCAUACACUGAGGCCACUCUGUUUGAAACUCUGCGUGUCAUUUCAUCACCCAUUGUGCCUCACGUGGCGACCGAGGACACCACUAUCAAAGGAUUCAAAAUAUCAAAAGGUACAUGCAUUAUCAUUAACAACUAUGAAAUCAACACCAGUCCGACUUACUGGGAGGACCCGAACGUGUUCGACCCCAAUCGUUUCAUACAUCACAAACCUGGAGGAAAGCCAUACAUCAGAAAACCAGAAUAUUUUCUGCCGUUUAGCACCGGAAAAAGGACGUGCAUUGGACAGCAACUGGUUUCCGGGUUCGGAUUUGUACUGCUCGCCGGCAUACUACAGAGGUACGAAGUAAAGGCCACUGCUCGAUUAGAGAUACCUGAGGCCCGUAUGGCUCUCCCGCCUGACGCGUACCCGUUGAUAUUGAUACCGCUCGAUGAAUCUCGAUAGAGUCGAAUAUCGUAUAAUAUAUGAUAUAUCUCAUCGACGUAGAUUAAAACGGCAUUAAUUAUCACUGCAUGUUAAAUUAGUUAGUUUUUGUUCAUAAAAACAAAAAAUACUGUCUGAUACACAAAACUGUUUGGUUUGCAAUUUAUCCAUAUACAAGAACUAUUUUUAUCAUGUUAAUGUUCGAUUCAGUAGGUUUAGUAGGUGGUCUAGCUGUUUACACUACAUAUACCACAUAUACCACACGUCCACACACACCACAAUUUUGAACUACAGUCUAUAAACAUAUUAUUACACAAUAAUAUGUAUUUUAUAGCGUAUAUGUACGUAUAUUAUGUACACAUUAGCUAUGAAUUGCUCUAGUGAUUAUAUUAUUUAUUACUGAAAAAUAAGCAAUAAUAAUAUGAAACAAACAUACGUGGACAGAGAAUUAAC
This is a messenger RNA of Aphis gossypii (cotton aphid), 2950 nucleotides long. RefSeq names its product cytochrome P450 307a1-like. Gene Ontology annotation, molecular function: heme binding; oxidoreductase activity, acting on paired donors, with incorporation or reduction of molecular oxygen; monooxygenase activity. Lineage: Eukaryota; Metazoa; Arthropoda; Insecta; Hemiptera; Aphididae. The record is from RefSeq and is a predicted model, not a curated record.